UAUCAGAGAUUGUGUGGUGUUCAGCUAGCAAGCACUUUAGUGACAGUAAAUUGAAGUUUCCGUUUAGAUUAGGGCAUGCCAAGCACUUAUCAAAACAUCAAAACAGCUCACGCACUGUUGGGCAUGUGAUUUUAAAAGUUUAGAUUAAAAAAACAUCACAUCAUCAAAACGAUCCUUAGCUGAGUUGCAGAACAGGUGGAUCUUCUUUCCCGUUCCCUCCAGUCUCCAAACGUUCUUAUUCCUGACACAAUGUGAAGUCGCGUGACUCCCGGACGUGUAUGGAUGAGUCCCUAGCUAGUUAUCUAGCUAACGCCCAUACAUUACAGGCAGAAGGUGAAGCACACCACUGCACAUAUGUUUUCUUACAUUAAACAAGCCUUUGGGAUCUACACAGAUGACUCCCAGUCCUCAGCUGACACAACAAGUGCAGUACAGCACACAGACUCGGGGACGGAAGUAAAAACGUCCCCUGAGGUGGAAACAUCUCCAGAGGUGAAAACGUCUCCAGAGGUGAAAACAUAUUCUGUGGUGGAAACAUCUCUAGAGGUGAAAACGUCUCCUGAAGUUAAAACAUAUUCUGUGGUGGAAACGUCUCCAGAGGUAAAAACACAUUCUGUGGUGGAAACAUCUCCAGAGGUGAAAACGUCUCCUGAAGUUAAUACAUUUUCUGUGGUGAAAACAUCUCCAGAGGUAAAAACAUAUUCUGUGGUGAAAACAUCUUCAGAGGUAAAAACAUACUCUGUGGUGAAAACAUCUCCAGAGGUAAAAACAUACUCUGUGGUGAAAACAUCUCCAGAGGUAAAAACAUACUCUGUGGUGAAAACAUCUCCUGAGGCAAAAACAUCUCCUGAGAUUGAAGUGUCAACAUCAGAUGUGAACAUUAGCACAAAUGAGAACCAAUCAAAAGGCAGAACUAAGUCUCAAGCUCCUCAGAUUUCUACUGUGACAGAUCCUACGUACAAGGUGACAACGGCGGUCUUCUGUACCCUGUGGAUGCUCACGAUGACCUCACUUGCUCUUGGUGUGGUCUUCUACUAUCGAGAGAUGUCAGUUCUGAAGAUCGAGAUCGACAAUCUAAGGAUAAAUGUCACUUCAUUAAUUGGAUUAGAAAAAACCAAGGUGGCAUUCGGAGCGUCUUUGAAAAAACAGAUGCAAGUGACCGUGGGACCGUACAGGGAAUUCCGCAUCCUGGUCUACGAAAACGUCUUCACUAAUGUUGGCGAUGCAUAUGACAAAGAAACGGGUAUGUUCACAGCGCCCGUGAAAGGCGUGUACCAGUUCAGCUUCACGGCCUUCGGGUGGAGCACCAACAUCCCCACCGCCGCCGAUCUGUAUAAGAACGGGGUGUACGUGACAGGCGCUUACGACAACAACCCCGGGCCGGGAAGGGGGACGGCACUGUCCGUCGCCCUGGAGAUGGAGGUGGGAGACGUCGUCUACUUGGGGCUAGCGAAGGGCAUGCGUGUCCACGACAACACAAACCACUACAAUGUGUUCAGCGGACACCUGCUCUUCCCCUUGUGGUAGGAAAGCCUCUAAAACACAGCGAGAAGAACCAAAGAAUAACUUUUUCAGUCAAACCUACAUUGUCGCAGUUGUGCAGGCCCUGUGUUGAGAAACUGUAAGAAUGUCAUUUUUUACAUAAACAUCCUGUUUUAUGCGUCUUGUGGCUAUGGACAGGAAACACAGGUUCAGUGGAAGUGGCUAUGGACAGACACAUGUUCAGUGGAAGUGAGUGUAAUGAUCAAUUUGUAUAGUCCAGAAGCAGUCGACAUAAUGACAAUGACCCAUUAACCUUUUUGUAAGUUAAAUAUAUAUUUUAUUGUAUAUAUCGGUUGUCUUAUCAGUUGUGCGUUUGACAUUUUUAGAGGGCCAGGGAAGGGGGUAUUUUUAGUAUGUUAAUAUUAACACAACUUUUUUUGAGAAGGGGAUCCUAAGGUGAGCUGUAUUGCUGCAUUAAACCGGAUUUCUCUGA
Molecule: messenger RNA, 1975 nt
Organism: Anguilla rostrata (American eel)
Lineage: Eukaryota; Metazoa; Chordata; Actinopteri; Anguilliformes; Anguillidae
Exons: 7
Coding region: 355-1527 (390 amino acids)
Molecular function (GO): protein binding
Source: RefSeq, a predicted model, not a curated record